AUGGAAACACUGGGGCACGGCCCAGGCGCCAGAGGCAGGGAUGGCGGGCGGCACGCGAGGGGCCGCGCCGGCGGACAGCAUCCCGAGCCGCGGGCCCCGGAGAGCUCACGCCGCUCGACCGGGCGCGGCGGGCGUACGGGUGAGAAUGAAACCGACGGGCGGCCCGGUGAGGCCGAAGGCGGCCCCGCCCCCGCCCCGCUGGCGGCCGGGGGAGGUGCCCACGCCGCGCCCGCGCCCCCGCACCCGGGUGCCAGGCAGCAGCGCAGGAUUUUGAAUUUGACUGAAUGCCACCAGGGUCUCCAAGUCAGGAGCAUGAGCUUCACAGGGUCAGAGACCUCACCCAUGGUAUCCCCACAUCCAGUUCAUGGCCGGCCACAUGAUAGACACUCAGUAAAUGGUUGUCCAAGGGAUGGAUGCAUAGAUUGAUGCGUAUAUACAUGAUGUGGCGCAGUGGUUGAGAAUCUGCCUGCCAAUGCGGGGAACACUGGUUCGAUCCCUGCUCCAGGAAGAUUCCACAUGCCAUGGAGCAACUAAGCCCGUGCGCCACAACUAUGGAGCCUGCGCUUUAGAACCCGUGAGCCACAACUGUUGAGCCCAUGUGCUGCAGCUACUGAAGACCAUGCACCUAGAGCCCGUGCUCCGCAACAAGAGAAGCCAUGGCAAUGAGAAGCCCACGCACCACAACAAAGAGUAGCCCCCACUCACCACAACUAGAAAGAAAGCCCAUGCACAGCAAAAAAGACCCAACACAGCCAAUAAAA
Hippopotamus amphibius kiboko is the source of this 761-nucleotide messenger RNA. Its product is annotated as collagen alpha chain-like. The coding region runs from base 1 to 426 and encodes 141 amino acids. Lineage: Eukaryota; Metazoa; Chordata; Mammalia; Artiodactyla; Hippopotamidae. The transcript has 4 exons. The record is from RefSeq and is a predicted model, not a curated record.